AAUAAAAGACAAAAGUUGAAAAGUAUAAUUAUUUAAUUAUUAUUAAAAGAAUUUAAAGUAUAAAGUUUUCAGUUGUAUACAAGUUUGAUUAAUAGUUAAUUAUUGAUUAUUGAAUAAUAUUAUCUAAUGAGUAAUAAGUAAUAAUUUUGUUCAAAUUCAUAAUGAUUAUUACUUAAAAAAAAUAAGAAUAAAAUAAAAAUGGGAAACGCAUCAAGCCUAAAGAACCACGUUGAAACAUCUAGGAAAACAGGUGUGCUUAAUUUAUCAGAUAGUCAUCUUAAACAGUAUCCAGAUUCUAUUGACGUGCUUCAUCCUUUUUUAAGAAACUUGGAAUUGUCUAAAAACAAGUUGAAAACAUUACCAAAAUCUAUUGGCCAAUUCAAAGAAUUAAAGAUACUUAAUGUCAGCAACAACUCUUUAGAAAAUCUACCUGAAGAAAUAAACUGCUUAUCAAAGAUUGAAACAUUACAGGUGAAUUGUAAUUUAUUAAAAUCGAUACCUCCAUUGAAUAAUUUGAUGUUUCUAAAACGCGCCUCGUUUGGAGACAACCAGCUUAGUAUAUUUCCAGAAUUUUUGUGCGAAUUAAAACAUCUGGAAGCAUUGGAUUUGUCUAAGAAUAACAUCACUCAAUUGCCUGAACUUAUAAAGCAAUCAAGAUUAGUUGAAUUAAACCUAAAUCAAAAUCAAAUUAGAAAAUUGCCAUCUAGCUUAGCACAAUGCCCCAGACUAAAGACUUUGCGUGUAGAAGAAAAUUGUCUAGAACUGGAUGAUAUUCCAAAAGAAUUAUUAACAUCGUCUAAAGUGUCGUUAUUAUGUGUUGAAGGGAAUUUAUUUGAUAUGAAAUCAUUAUUAGCAUUGGAAGAAUAUAGUAUAUACAUGACACGAUAUACCGAAGUUAAAAAAAAAAUGUUUUAAACUUAUUUUAAUAUUUUCUAAUUAAUUAUUGAUUUUUAUUUGUAUUUAAUAAAAAAACCUACAUUACCAUGCACAUCAUCAAUUUUUUAAUUAAUAUUUUAUAAUUGAUUUUUUUUUUUUUUUUUUACUUGCUUUGGUUAUUUUAUAUUAUGAAUUAUGAUCAACUAUACACAUAAUUACUGUGAUUUUUAAAAUUUAAACCAAUCUUAACAUUUAUUUUUUGUUAUUCUUUAACAGUUAUAGAAUAGGCCCACACAUACCUUGUAGACAGAUUGUGCUUAAAUAGUUGUAUAAUUUAAAUAAUUAUAAAUUUAUAAAAAAAAUGGCACAAUAUUAAUAUUAUAUAACAAUAUAUUUUUAAAAUCAAUAUUUGAUGCUAUUAGUUAUUACAUUCUUUUAGCUCAUAAGUAAAAAGAUAAAUAGUUAUAAAACUUUUACAAAAUAUAAAAUCGUCUUAUUGUGUAUAUUAUUUAAGAGAGAAAAAUAUAUUAUUUUUAUGUUAAAAGG
Molecule: messenger RNA, 1422 nt
Organism: Rhopalosiphum padi (bird cherry-oat aphid)
Lineage: Eukaryota; Metazoa; Arthropoda; Insecta; Hemiptera; Aphididae
Product: leucine-rich repeat-containing protein 57-like
Exons: 1
Coding region: 199-915 (238 amino acids)
Molecular function (GO): protein binding
Source: RefSeq, a predicted model, not a curated record